GGAAAAGGAAGAGGGAUAUCUUAUCUCUUUUCAUUCAUUUGAUUUAUUUUAUUUAUUUAUUUAUUUUCCUUUGAUGAACUCAGUGAAGUUCGGACAACUGACCGUGGUUCUCCCCUCUGCAGGAGGCGGAACCCCUAUUAGGGAGGAAAAAAAAACCCAAAACCUUAAGCUAAGGAAGCGCUUAAGCCCCACAGACCCUCAGCCACUUCGGAUCCCGGUAGCCCUCAGCUGCGGGUGUCAGUGCCAGUAAGCUCCUCCGCGCGGCAGGAGAAGCUCCAUGCCCUCGUUAGGCUGUGCUGCUGGGGCAGCAGCAGAGACUCCGCGCUUCCCGGCGGAGGUCUCGGAAGAGGCAAAACAGAGGGAGGAUCCGUUAGGAUCCAGGUAGAUCCAGCUUUUACCUCUUACCAAAAACCACAACCAGCAGGACCUCCGUCUCCUCCCUCCCUCCUCCCUCUAACUCCCUCCCUCCCCUGCCCCUCAGUGAUGAGAGACGGGCCAAGUCCGUGCGCGCCAGCAGCGCUCGCUGCCAGGGGCGGACGGAUCGCUUUCAUGUCACAGGGUGACUGCUAACCCUGCGGAAGCUCCCCGGACCGGGCUGGGGCGGCGGGAGGGCAGCUGCCCCGAGGUCGGGGUGACUGCCGACCCCGCGGAAUGCUGGCGGCGGGGGAUGCGGAGCCGACUGUGGACUAACAUGGGGGGCAGCCACUCCCACAGGGCGCCCGUGUUCGACGAGAACGAGGACGUUAACUUUGACCAUUUUCAAAUAUUGCGGGCUAUUGGGAAAGGGAGUUUUGGAAAGGUGUGCAUUGUACAGAAGAGAGACACCAAGAAAAUGUAUGCCAUGAAAUACAUGAAUAAGCAGAAGUGCAUGGAGAGUAAUGAAGUUCGGAAUGUUUUUCGGGAGCUACAGAUAAUGCAAGGCCUGGAACAUCCCUUCCUAGUCAACCUGUGGUAUUCCUUCCAAGAUGAAGAGGACAUGUUCAUGGUGGUGGACCUGCUGCUUGGAGGGGACCUGCGCUACCACCUGCAGCAGAAUGUGCACUUCAAUGAAGGAACCGUCAAACUGUACAUCUGUGAGCUGGCACUUUCCCUGGAUUAUUUGCAGAGAUACCACAUCAUUCACAGGGAUAUCAAACCUGACAACAUAUUACUGGAUGAGCAUGGACAUGUUCAUAUCACUGACUUUAACAUUGCAACCAUAGUGAAAGGCUCAGAAAAGGCUUCAUCUAUGGCUGGCACAAAGCCAUACAUGGCUCCAGAAGUGUUCCAGGCCUUUAUGGACGGAGGCCCAGGAUACUCAUACCCUGUUGACUGGUGGUCUCUAGGAAUUACAGCAUAUGAAUUGCUGAGGGGUUGGAGGCCAUAUGAAAUUCAUUCAGCAACGCCCAUUGAUGAGAUUCUCAACAUGUUCAAGAUAGAAAGAGUCCACUACUCAUCUACAUGGUGCAAGGGCAUGAUAGCAUUACUAAAAAAGCUCCUCACCAAGGACCCAGAGUGCCGUCUAUCAAGUCUUGCAGACAUCCAAAGCUCUCCAUACUUAGCUGAUGUCAACUGGGACGCUGUUCUAGAGAAAGCUGUGACCCCAGGCUUUGUUCCUAAUAAAGGAAGACUGAACUGUGAUCCAACAUUUGAACUUGAAGAAAUGAUCUUGGAGUCCAAGCCCCUCCACAAAAAGAAAAAACGACUUGCCAAAAACAAAUCCAAGGAUGGAACUAAGGAAAGCUGCCCCCUGAACGUACACCUGCAGCAGUGCUUGGAAACCGUUAGGAAAGAAUUCAUCAUAUUCAACAGAGAGAAACUUAGAAGGCAGCAGGAUGAAAGCGGGCAGACUUCCAGCACAGAAAGCAGAGCAUCCUUGCAGAGCCAUGGGAAGCUUCAAGAUGGGCGUAACAACAACUUGCUUGGACAUGGCUGCACAAGAGGCUGCAGCAGCUAGUGAGCUACAGCUUUCAUCUAGGGGUAAGAAAGGAUCCUCUCCCACACUCCUUCACACUCACCCCUUGGAUCCCAAGCAAUCAGUCCUCCUGCAGGAUACCCAGCUGAUGGCAAGCCCACAGAGAAACUGGCUGAGAACUUCCAUCUAAGACUCUGUUCUUCUGACUCUGCCACUGGAAAAAAAGUGACCCUCAACAACAAAAUACAGUUUUAUAAGUAAGUUUGACUUUCCUUUUCAAAAUCCUGGAAGAAAACUUGAAACAAUUCACUAGAAAGCCUCACAACUAUUGCCAUGUUCCUGGCCGCUUGCAAGAGACAAGUUGCACCGGGGCCAGCUUGAUCUUGAAGGCUUUACGCUAUCCUCUCUGUCUCUGUUAAUUAAAAUGAUCCAAUAUUGAAUUUUGUGGAACUGCUAGACACAGCUGUUUCCAAACAUCUGCUGUUGAGUUUAUAACAGAUGUACAUGAUGUAAAUACAUGAUUGUAAUGUCAAAUAGGAUAAACACUGAAUAAUUUCAUUUAACUACCUGAAGACCACUGGCAAUGUUGCAUCGUGAAUGUCUUCAUUUUGUACUUUAACUUCACGCAUUCUGCUCUGUAGUAAGAGAUGUGACCCAAGCCAAGUCAAAGUAUUGCUAGUGACUUUUGUGGAUGCGGGAUCAAGCACAUCAGCAGUGUUUCAUAAAUAUGACAAAGACUGAUGUUUACAGGCUGACUGAGCCUGAGCUGAAAAGCAGCUUAGUAAGGAGAGCUAAAAAACAAAUGAAGAAUUUGUUCAGAUUCACAGCUAAGUGUUAUAAAAUGUGAAGAAAUCUGUUUCCAUGGAUCUAUUCUGGAUAAGAAUUGUCUUGAAUAGAAAGAAACAUACAUUAUCCUUUGGUAUUGAUUACGUGAAAUCUCUUUUUUUUUUUUUUUAAGUAAAAAAAAAAAAAGAGCAUCCACAUUCCAUAUAUUUAAUACAUUUAUGGUAUUUUACAACUUGUACAUCCAUGUUUUGAUAAUAAAUGCAUGCUCGUUCUGUCCAAUUGUGCUUUUCUUUUUUAAGAGUUAUGUAAGCAAAUUUCAUUUCAAAUUUUUUAAGACAUAAUUUAAGACUUUGGAAGUGACAGGCAUUUUAUUUGUAAUAACCUAUUUUUACUGUAUUGUUUGUAAUCAAAUAGAUUUUAAAAUUUGGUUUCACAUUAUAUGUAAUUUUUGUCAAAAUUUUUUCAUAAAAUACAGAUUUUUAUUGCUCCAUGAAAUAAUAUGGUGUUCCUAUCAACAACUGAGAAGUUUUGCUAAAGCAGUAAGGUAAAAAUUUUACAUCUGUUAUAAGCAUAAUGUGGACUCACCUGAUCAAUUUUGGCACAGACUGAAAUCGUAAGAUCAAAGGGGUAGAGAUUCUUUGGUCCUAAAGAGGACAGUUUUCACUGCCCGGAAUAAACUGUUUCAUGAUCAUCACUUCUUAUAACGAUCUUUUUUAAAAAUUAUUAUUAAUAUUUUUUUUCACUUUGGAAGUUACAGAAUGCGUAACAUUCUAUAUGACACCUGGAAAAAUCUAUUUCUCUGUUUCAUUUACAAUGUAUUAUGGUCUUUCAUCUUAAUCCUAGUGAGAAAUGAAAGUUUGUAUGCGAGCAAUCCUAAACAAAUUAAUGGCGAUUCUCAUUUGCGGGAUCCAGGCUGUAACAGAUAUUACAGAAUAAAGAAAUGAAGCUUUAGGAGGCAAGGACAGUAA
Molecule: messenger RNA, 3648 nt
Organism: Coturnix japonica (Japanese quail)
Lineage: Eukaryota; Metazoa; Chordata; Aves; Galliformes; Phasianidae
Gene: STK32B
Product: serine/threonine kinase 32B
Biological process (GO): protein phosphorylation; regulation of signal transduction; G protein-coupled receptor signaling pathway
Molecular function (GO): G protein-coupled receptor kinase activity; ATP binding; G protein-coupled receptor binding
Source: RefSeq, a predicted model, not a curated record